This is a messenger RNA of Protomyces lactucae-debilis, 7822 nucleotides long. RefSeq names its product cell wall alpha-1,3-glucan synthase ags1. The record is from RefSeq and is a predicted model, not a curated record. The transcript is spliced from 3 exons. NCBI's taxonomy places the organism in Eukaryota, Fungi, Ascomycota, Taphrinomycetes, Taphrinales, Protomycetaceae. Gene Ontology annotation, cellular component: fungal-type cell wall. Gene Ontology annotation, biological process: fungal-type cell wall (1->3)-alpha-glucan biosynthetic process. Gene Ontology annotation, molecular function: alpha-1,3-glucan synthase activity. The coding region runs from base 415 to 7740 and encodes 2441 amino acids.
CACUCAACCGCACCCAACGCACUUCCCUCUUCCUUCUCUCUUCUCUCUUCUCUCUUCUCUCUUCUCUCUUUCUCAGCAUACAAGAGAGUCGAAGAGACACCCGUCAUCCAUCUUCAUCCUCGGGCCCCGUCCUUCUCUAUUCCUCCAGCGUAUUUUGCUCGAGGCAUUCGAGGCAUCGCCACCUGGAGCCCACCCAGACGCGUCCAUCUAUCCACUUGGCGCCGCAUCAACACCCGCGCAGCCAUUGCACAACCUCCUCUACCAGGCAAGGAGCAAAUAAGAGCCUAGAGAGCACCCAAGCUUACCCCUUUACAUCCAUUCUCUACACCUUUAUCGGUUUGAGCAAACACACCUGCACACACACACACAAAACAAGUCAACCCGUGUACCCCCCUGGGAGGCCUGACAAAGCAAAUGCGGCCCUGGUUCUUGCUCGGACUAGCGACCACCCUCCUGACACAAUGCAGAGCAGCGCGUUACGACCCGCGCUACGAGCAAUGGAAUCUAAACGUCAAUAAAACAGCAACAGAAGUCCUUGACUAUGCUGCAGAUUGGCCAAAUCAUCAAUACCAUCCAUCACCGGAUAACUGGCGAUUCCCCAUCUAUACCAUUAUUGUUGAUAAAUGGGUAGAUGGUGAUCCACGCAACAACGACAUCAAUGGUACCGUCUUUGAGUAUGACUUUUACGAGACUGGUCUGCGCAACGGUGGUGAUGUCAAGGGAAUCCAAGAUUCACUCGAUUACCUACAGGGUAUGGGCAUCAAGGGACUCUACAUCUCCGGAACGCCAUACCUCAAUCGACCCUGGCAAGCUGAUCAGUACUCGCCCAUCGACUUUACCAUUCUAGACCCACACCAGGGAACCAUCCAAGAAUGGCGAAACUGUAUCGAUGAACUGCACAGGCGUGACAUGUACAUCAUCUUUGACUUGACUGUCGGCACUCUCGCAGAUCUCGUUGGUUUCACAGGCUACCUCAAUACCUCCACUACAUUCUCCCUCUAUGAGCAUGAUGCAGAGUGGAAAACAGCCAUCACCUACCCGGACUUUCAAUUCAACAACGUUUGGGAUCCAACGUGUGAAUUGCCAGAGUUUUGGGAUGACGACGGUGGUCCGGUUGUCAUUGAACUCACUGGAUGCUAUGCAUCUGAAUUUGACCAGUACGGAGAUACAGAAGCCUUUGGUGUCCACCCAAAUUGGCAGCGUCAACUCUCCAAAUUCGCCUCUGUGCAAGAUCGUCUUCGAGAAUGGGAUCCGACUGUUGGCAAGAAACUCAAUCACUAUGCUUGUCUCCUCAUUGCCGGUCUGGAUCCAGAUGCCUUUCGCCUGGAUAAAGCAACACAAAUGACGGUGGGUUUCCUUGCUGAAUGGUCAAAAAGUGUUCGUCAAUGCGCUGCCCUCUACAACAAGAAGAAUUUCUACAUCCCCGGUGAGAUUACCGGUGGUGAUUCUUAUGGUAGUAUCUAUCUCGGUCGUGGCAGACAACCCGAUCAACGACCCAAGGACUGGCAAAUGGCCAUGAACUUGACGGGUCUUGAUUCAGAAGCCGAGUACUUUUUACGAAACAAGACACUCAAUGCCUUGGAUGCUUCGGCUUUCCAGUAUUCUGUGUACCGCGCAUUGACGAUUUGGUUUGGUCUUGAAGGUGCCAUUACGGUGCCUUAUGAUAUUCGUCAAGAUUUCGUUGAAGGUUGGUUGGAUAUGGUACAAAAUGAAGAUCUCAUCAAUGCCAAUACCGGUAAAUUCGAUCCACGUCACAUGAACGGUAUGACCAACCACGAUGUGUUGCGUUGGCCAGCCGUUGAGAAUGGUGAACAGAUUCUGGCAUUGGGUUCCAUGAUUACGCAAUUGGUGUUGCCUGGUGCACCAUCGAUUUACUAUGGUGAAGAGCAAGACUUGUACAUGCUCGAUAAUACCGCCAACAACUAUCUCUUUGGUCGUCAAUCCAUGACAAGUUCAAUGGCCUGGUAUAUUCAUGGUUGUUACUCCUUGUCUUCUCAGCAGUACCCGAAUUUGCCAUUGAAAAAGGCACGCGACGGGUGUCAUGACUUUUUGAAUGCGCAAGAUCAUCGCGAUGUCUCUGCUGCACCGAGAAACGGUCUCAUUGCCUUGCAUGAAAUUCGUGACAAUUACCCCGUUGCACAUGAUGGGUUUUGUCUUGAAAAUCUGGGAAAUUGGUCGAUUGCUGGUAGUGAAGUGGCUGGCUUGCAUUCAGUACAUCGAUUUGCAUGUCCAGGACAAACCUUCACAACUGGUAAGAAGAAUCAAGAUUUGUGGUUCUUGUAUGUCAAUGCCAAUGUCUCUACGCAAUGGUCACCAUCGUGUUCUGCUGCAGAUGCUAUGAUUGCACCACCUGUGACCUUCCCACCCAACACGGUCGUACGCAAUUUGGUGUAUCCAUUCGAUGAGUAUACCCUGUCUGCUGGACCCAAUGCAACAACGGGUUGUUUACCACAAAUCAAUAUCGAUCCGUAUGGUUUCAAGAUUUUCGUGCCGAAGCCAGCGGCCAUUCAACCACGACCCGUCAUUACACGUCUUUCACCUGGUCAUGAUGCGCGUAUUGUAUCGACUGGUUCAGCAACUGGACAAACACUCAAUUAUGUGCUUGAAUUCAGCAAUGAGAUGAGUUGUGAUUCAGUGGGUAAAGCACUCUCCAUCAAUUCAACAACACUGGAUGGCACACAACCCAUCAUUGGCUCGUACGUGUGUUCCCUCUUCCCCUUUUCUCGAGCAGCAACGGUUGUUGGUGCACCACCCAGUGUUUGGCAAAUCAACGCCACCAUCACGAACUUGUUUGAGGGCAUCCAUGAAAUUUCCAUCGGCAAGGCACAAACACAAUCGGGUAACGGUACGACUCUUGGCUUCGACCAUGCAUUGUUCAGGAUUGGCAAGGCGGAUAAUCCAUUGGUGUUCCCAUUGACUUCCAAUUACACAACAACGGCUAUGAAGAAAGGGUCAGGUGGUAUGCUUACCAUUGAAGCCAAUGCAGCUGGUGCUGAUCUCUGGCGUUACUCGCUUGAUUGGGGAACGACAUGGUCCAACUGGACGUCCUACGGUCCAGGUUUGAAGAAUAUGCCUGUUACCAAGAAAUGGAAAGGCUCAAAGAAGCAGCGUUGGCAGGGUGAUCAUGCCAUUUUGCAGUAUUGGUCAAGAAUGGCUGGUUCAAGCUCGCAUCAGCAACAUGCUGAUCUCGAUGGACCCGGUGAUCAUCGUUCCUUCCCACACAUGUUCAUCAUGGGACCCUUCAAUGAAUGGGGAUAUGAUGCCGGUGCACGAAACCAGCUGUCCUUGGAGAAAUCCGGUAAUUGGACCAUCAACUUUGUCUCUGAAGCGUACCCAUCGAGACUUCAAUUCAACGUUUGGGGAAUCAAUCCAGAUGGCAACCCUGAUGCAUCAUGGGUGUAUGGUACGCUGGAAAAUUCCUCCGUUAUCGAACGUGUUCCUCCCUCGGCGCUCGGCAGCAACAUCUUCAACAUCUCUACUGAACCGCGCUCGCCACAUCUUGGUUGGGAGUUGCAAUUGAAUGAUUUGACGCGUCGCAUCUACCUCAAACCCAAGGGUAGCUACAUUGUCGCCAUCAUCAUUUACUUCUUGUGUCUCUUUGUGCCUCCAUUGACGGCGUUGCUUGCAGCACUCAUCUUCAAGGGGUCCUUCUAUGCUGUCAAGUUCAACCAAGAGGGCCGCUCCAAUGUGCGCAACUUUAUUCCACUGUUGCCAUUCAGUAAGAGCAAGAAGGACCAAGAUCAAGGGUUCAUGACGGAUCCAGCCAUCAACAGUCCAGGCCUCGGUACUGGUGCUCUUGGCGGACUCGGUCCAAUGACUUAUGAGAAUGGUGCACGCAAGACUGUAUUGAUUGCUACACUCGAGUACAAUAUUGAAGAUUGGGGCAUCAAGAUCAAGAUUGGUGGACUCGGUGUCAUGGCUCAAUUGAUGGCAACCAACUUGAAGCAUCAAGAUUUGAUUUGGGUUGUGCCUUGCGUUGGGGAUGUGAAUUACCCAGAGGGCGAAUAUCACCCACCCAUGGAAGUCAAGAUUCUCGAUCAAAUCUACCAAAUCAACGUCUCAACGCACAUCAUCAACAACAUCACCUAUGUUUUGCUCGAUGCUCCAGUUUUCAGGCGACAGUCGACGAUUGAGCCGUACCCUGCACGCAUGGAUGAUCUCGAGAGUGCCAUCUUCUACUCCGCCUGGAACCAAUGUAUUGCCGAGACCGCCCGUCGUUUCCCCGUGGAUCUCUAUCACAUCAACGAUUACCACGGUGCACUCGCACCACUCUACCUCUUACCAGAUCUCAUGCCGUGCGCAUUGUCGUUGCACAAUGCCGAGUUUCAGGGAUUAUGGCCGUUGCGUACACCAGAGGAACGUGAUGAAGUGUGUGCCGUUUACAACAUCUCACCACGUCUCUGCCAAAAGUACGUUCAGUUCGGUAACGUCUUCAACUUGCUCCAUGCCGGUGUCUCAUUCUUGCGUAUUCAUCAAAAGGGCUUUGGCGCAGUCGGUGUGUCGACCAAGUAUGGUAAGCGUUCUUGGGCGCGAUACCCAAUUUUCUGGGGUCUCAAGAAGAUUGGUAAACUACCGAAUCCCGAUCCAACUGAUACUGCCGAUAUUGGUGCACCGACCGUCAAGAAUGGUAAAGUGGUACCAAACUCGCAAUUCGAGGAGAAUCGAAAGCAUCUCAAGCGUGAUGCGCAAGAAUGGGCUGGUCUGCGUGUUGAUCCUUCAGCAGACUUGCUCGUCUUUGUUGGACGUUGGUCGAUGCAAAAAGGUAUUGAUUUGAUUGCUGAUAUCGUGCCAACACUUGUGGAGGAGUUUAAUGUGCAAGUCAUUUGCGUUGGACCCAUCAUUGAUCUUUAUGGAAAAUUCGCUGCCGAAAAGCUGGCUCGAUUGAUGGAGAAGUACCCGGAACGUGUCUACUCUCGACCGGAGUUCACAGCGUUGCCACCUUACAUCUUUUCCGGUGCAGACUUCACCCUCAUUCCAUCGCGUGACGAGCCUUUCGGUUUGGUUGCCGUGGAGUUUGGUCGUAAAGGUGCUCUUGGUAUCGGUGCUCGCGUCGGCGGUCUUGGUCAGAUGCCUGGAUGGUGGUACACGGUUGAGUCUAGCGCAACAACUCACUUGCUCUCACAAUUCGAGUCUGCCUGUCGCCAAGCGCUCUCAUCCAACGACAAGACACGCGCAUUACUCCGUGCCAAGUCGGCCUUGCAGCGUUUCCCCGUGCAAGAAUGGAUUCAAAAAUUGGAUGCCUUGCAGGCUGGUUGUAUCAAGAUGUGCAAGAAAAAGACUGGCGGCAACACGAAGAACCGUGGAUCCGUCUACUCACUCUUCCCACCCGAGUCUUCUGCCUCUGUGUCGAAUCUUGGUAUGCACCAAAACAACUCGCAAGUCAACCUUCCACCUGGUUUCACAAAUAUGCCCAACGCUUCAUCACCCGUCAUCUCCAUCCCAGACGAGCAACGCACGCCCGAGCAGUUCCAGCACGCACACUUCAAUGCUGCUGCACCGCACGAGCCUGGACAACCAACAGACCCAUAUGCUGCCGGCGGCGCCAACUUGCGUCGUCAGCUCUCCUUGGGCUCACGUCGUGGUCCUGGUCAUCGCAAUGAGCCCCAAACAGUCUUGCCUCGCGAUGUCAACGGCGAGUUGAUUGCAAUUGACGAGGAGGAGAUGUUUGAGUCGGACCAAGAAGGCGACCUCAUCCACCCUGAUCAAGUGCGUGGAGCAUUCCGUGGAUAUGGCGGAUUCGGUUCUCCAAGUGAGGACGGAUAUGAGUCUGAGGACCAGUUUGACCCGCAGCGCAGCACAAUGUAUGAAGUGAUGGAUGAUGACUCUGUUCGCGAAGGCGGCCGUGGUUUCUACGGACACUCCAAUGCAAGUUCUUCCAUGUCCUUGUCCCAAAUGGCCAACGUACCCUAUGGUCGCCGUCGCUCUGUCGUCGGCGAAUUCGCUUCACCGCCGCAAACACCACCCAUGUCUCCUUCGCUCGGCAACUCUCAACGUCACUUGAUUCCUCGCGGUGGAAAUGACUCUCGUCUCUCGCUUGCCAGCGUCAUGACUGGUUCUGGUGGCAAGGACUUUUCGCUUACAAAAGUGCAAGAGCGUUUCACGGACGAGGAUGGUAUGUGUCUGCGUGCCUUUUCGUCAGAGCUGCGCGACUUGAACCCAAAGAACUCAAAGCACGAACUGUGUAUUGAGGAAUACUUGAUCAAGUCGGAAAAGUCAUUCUUUGCUGAUAUCAAGAAUGAAAAGCUGGGAUUCAAGCCAAAGGUCAAGAAGGGCGAAUUCUCCCGACGCGGCUCUUUGGAGUCUUCGCGAGCAUCGAGCUUCAGUGGCGAUACACAUGGUCCUCAGCGCGACCUCGGUAGCCCUGAAUCGUCGUACCAUCCACACUCGCCUCUCUUCAUGGAUCCCAAGACACGCGGCAUUGCUCGCUUCAUGCAGCGCACGCUCGGUGAAUGGCCCAUCUACACCAUCUUCUUGGCCAUUGGCCAGAUUCUGGCAGCGACAUCUUACCAGCUCACUCUGCUCUCGUCUUCUACUUCCCAGUCAGCUGCACAACUCUACACGAUCGGUAUUGUCUUCAUGUUUGGUACCGUCUUUUGGUGGACAAUGUACCGUCUUUUGCCCGCUGUCUGGUGUCUAUCUGCGCCGUUUGCCUUCUACAUGGUGGCCUUCUUCAUGAUUGGUCUUCCUGGAUUCUCGGCACUGUAUGGUGCUCGAGACUGGAUCAAUGCCAUCGGUACCUGGUUCUAUGCAGUUGGUUCUGCUUCGGGAUCGUUGUACUUUGCCCUCAACUUUGGUGACGAAGGUGGUGCAAGUACACAAACUUGGAUCGUUCGUGCCUGCAUGGUGCAGGGAACCCAGCAAAUCUGGGGAUCUGCUCUGUGGUACUGGGGAGAGAAGUUGACCGCUGAUACUUCGGAUGAGACACUUGCUGGUGCAACGCAACAGACUGAGAUUGCCGUCACGGGUAUUGUGCUUUUCUUGGCCGUUUUCAUGGCUGCAACUGGUCUCUUGCUUGCCAAGGGGUUGCCAGACUACUACCGACAACUUCCUGGCCGUAUUCCUGCCUUUUACAUCUCCCUUGUCAGGCGAAAGCUUGUCUUGUGGUUCAUGGUAGCCACAAUCUUACAGAAUUACUGGCUUUCUACGCUCUACGGUCGUUCUUGGCGUUAUCUUUGGAGUUCUCCCUACAUCAACACUGGUGUCAUCUUUGCCCUGGUCAUUGUCUUCUUCUUGAUUAUCUGGGGCAUCAUUCUCUAUGGUCUUGCGGUGAUUUCAAAGACACACUCCUGGACCAUUCCUGUUGUUGGCAUUGGUCUCGGUGCACCUCGGUGGGCACAGAUGCUAUGGGCUACGUCAAACAUUGGUCAAGCGAUGCAAUGGGCCGGCCAAGCAGGACCGUACUUGGGUCGUUGCUUGUGGUUGUGGCUUGGUGUUUUGGAUGCGAUUCAGGGAGUCGGAAUCGGUAUGCUGUUGCUACAGACGCUGACGCGCGCCCAUGUUGCAACUACGCUCAUGGCUGGUCAAAUGCUCGGUGCUGUGGCGAUGCUUGUUGGUCGUGCAUCUGCCCCGAAUGCCAUUGGUCCGGCGGACACGUUCCUGGACUUUGCCACCUGGACACCUUCAGAAGAAGGAGCAGCCAUCUUUGCGAGCGUCAGCUUCUGGCUCUGUUUGUUCUGCCAGAUUGUUAUUUGCAUUGGCUACCUCGUGUACUUCAGGAAGGAGCAGCUGUCGAAGCCGUAAAGGGGCUUUCUUUGUUGAUCAUGAUAGAAUUGAUGCGUUUUCAUUACUCGUAGCUAUAGCAUGAAUGGAUACUUAAGCUAUU